AUGUCCAACGAUAAGAUUGGUCAACCGGCUACUGACCUGGAUGAUGAACCAUACGAUUCUGCCGAUGAUGAAGAUUUCCAGUUGGAUGAUGUACAAGACGAUUCAGAGCUCUCCGCCGACGAAACCGAGCCUGCGAAGAAGAAGAGGAAGACCGACACAAAGGAAGAAGUCGCAGCUGAAGGGCUAGACUCUGGCGAUGAAGUCACUAUACGAAAGGCACGGGAUAAAAAGAAUAAACGGAAGGGAAAGAAGGCUAAGGGAAAGAACGCACUCGGCGAUGAUGAUCUUGAUUUCGAUGACGAUGAAGAAGGAACCGGUGGGUUUGUGCGGACGCGCGCCAUGAGAUUGCAAAUCCAGGAAGACAAUCGCAAACCGCUGGCCAAACUCGAUGGUGCGACUGUGGAUGUAGACGCUCUUUGGGAGCAGAUGAAUGCCACCGGCAAUGAAUUGGGUUUGCUACCCAAUCAAAUUGCAAAAAAGGAGACGGCCCCAGAACCCGAUCGCUCAGCUGAAGAUGCAACCUCGAAGGACAAUAUCCCAGACUCAGAGGCCAAGUUGCCCGAUACCAAGGACGCCCAGCAAAUGAUAAAGAUCAAACGAACCUACAAGUUUGCUGGUGAGAUGAUCACCGAGGAAAAGAUGGUUGCAAGGGAUUCAGCAGAGGCAAAGGCGUUCUUAUCUAGCGAAGACAAUGUCGAUGGCUUGGGAGAUGUCGCCGCAGAUGCUCGCCCCAUUUUGCGCCGGCCACUGCGCAAGAUAUCGCGGUUUGAUCCAAAUCCGACUGGCACAAUUCAAAAGAGCUGGGAGAAGCAAGUGGUCGAAGAAAAUCCCAGUGGUCCCAAGAUCAACACCGUGGAGAAGUCUCGGCUUGACUGGGCGCAGUAUGUUGACAAAGCUGGAAUAAAAGACGAACUACGCGUGCACAGCAGGGCUAAAGAAGGCUAUAUGGGCCGUAUGGACUUUUUGGGCCGUGUGGAAGCCAAGAAGGACGACGAGGCACGACAAGCUCGGCUCAAGGGCCCGUGA
Penicillium taxi is the source of this 1026-nucleotide messenger RNA. RefSeq names its product putative Swr1p complex component (Swc5) (gene swc5). The transcript is spliced from 2 exons. Bases 1 to 1026 code for a protein of 341 amino acids. NCBI's taxonomy places the organism in Eukaryota, Fungi, Ascomycota, Eurotiomycetes, Eurotiales, Aspergillaceae. The record is from RefSeq and is a predicted model, not a curated record.